Molecule: messenger RNA, 11956 nt
Organism: Dermacentor silvarum
Lineage: Eukaryota; Metazoa; Arthropoda; Arachnida; Ixodida; Ixodidae
Product: receptor-type tyrosine-protein phosphatase R
Exons: 13
Coding region: 170-2026 (618 amino acids)
Biological process (GO): protein dephosphorylation
Molecular function (GO): protein tyrosine phosphatase activity
Source: RefSeq, a predicted model, not a curated record
CAGCGCGCGCCUCGUAAUCGGCGCGUCGAGGGAACUGUGAGAAGGAGUGAACGUGGAGUGAACGAGCGAAAUCUGGAAAGUGGAUGCGCUCGCCAUGUAAUGUGGUCCAGUGGUAACGCUUCUGCCUGAAUGUUUGUCAAUACGGCAUCAUGCGCCCGCUGAGAGCAACAUGAAGUUUGCGCGGCUACGCUGCACCUGUUUACUGCUGGCAUGCGGCUACCUCAUCGUCGGCGCCAGGCCUUCAGCGGCUGCAGGCCUUGGAAGCAAGAAGGGACGCCGCCCCUGGCUGCAGGGGCUCCAAGUUGACAGCAGCACCUUGUCCUCUACAACGCUCGAGGGCCUCUUGGCACUUGAACACACAGAGAACGUGCCUGGUACAGCGGCCGACAACAGGGGUGACAAUUCAGACCCGCUGGUAGCUGGAGCUCAGAGGGAUGUUCGGCCGACGCCCCCUUGGGAUACACCAGCUGGAGCCCAUCCAUCGGCACGAACAGCUUGGCUCCUUGCCCUGGGCCUGGCAGCAGUGCUGCUGCUGCUCUUCGCUGGACUCUGUCCUCUUCUUUGGUGGCUUCAGCGAGGCAGUCAGGCCAAGUCUCCAGGGCUCUUCUUCCAACCCCUGGAGCCACUGCCAUCGCACUGCUCGCCCCCCGAGCAUGUGGUCUGCCAGCCAUUGCCAGAGCCAAAGCUUGUCGCUGCUGAGCAGACAAGACCCAGCAUUGAGACACAGGUGGCGCCGGUUUCCAUCGGACAAGAGGCACCCCCUGUUGUCAACCACACGGCACCCAUUGACAUCAGCUGUCCUGACCGGAGACCAGGCUUGAGACUGCUUUCUGGGGUGGAUCCCGCUCAAAUUCUGCCAUCAAAGGGGGGCUUUGAGGAUGACUUUGCAGAAAACACAGCGGUGUUGACGCAGUGCACAGCGGGGACUGCAUCGAGUGCCCCUGCUGCUGCACCAGUGACUGCUGCGAAUACUGCACUGUGGAGCAGCUCGCUCUCUGAGACCGACUCGGACCAGGGCUUGAGCCCAACACGUAGUCCCCUGCGACGCAAAACACGGCGCCUUCUUGAGAGGCGUGGGUCAAAUGCUUCCCUGACACUGGAUCUCAACAAGGCAAGUCAGAAUGGCCGGAUCAGCCCAAAUGGUGGCAAAGACAGGUGCCAGGACCCGUAUUUGCGGCGAGCAAGUCGACGUUUGACACGUGCCCAGCUACAAGCUUGCCUCUCCAAUGUGGCAGCCCUGCACUCAGAGUUCUGGGACAUCCCGAUGAACCACCCUGAGAGAGCUGAAAUUGCUGGCUGUGGGGCCAAGAACCGAUACAGGAGCAUAUUGCCAAAUGAACACAGCCGGGUGCGACUGCGGCGUGGCGUAGAGGAGGAGGAGGAGUACAUCAAUGCCAACUACCUGAGCGGCUACGGGGGCAAGCCUCGCGCCUACAUCGCCACCCAGGGACCCCUGGCCCACACGGUGGCCGACUUCUGGGCCAUGGUGUGGCAGGAACGGGCCCCGGCCAUCGUCAUGAUCACCAACCUGGUCGAGGACGCCAAGGUGAAGUGUGAGCGGUACCUGCCAGAAGUGCGGGGCACAUACGGUCUCUUCACGGUGGAGGUGGUUCGGACGUUGGCACGUGACGGCUACACGCUGCGUGAGCUGACGCUGCAGAAGAGUGGGGAAGACCGGGUGCGGCGUGUGCAGCACCUGUGGUACACAGCGUGGCCCGACCAUCGGGCACCCGCCUCGCCCAACCAACUGCUCUCAUUGGCCCUCGAGGUGGAGCAGCUGCAGGCACGUUGCCCGGGACCCAUCGUCGUCCACUGCAGUGCUGGCAUUGGCCGCACUGGCUGUUUUGUGGCCAGCAGCAUUGGCAUCCGACAGCUGCGAGAGGAGAACAGUGUCGAUGUAUUGGCCACUGUGUGUGCUCUUCGUAGAGACAGGGGCGGCAUGGUGCAGACGGCUGAGCAGUACGAGUUUGUCCACCGGACACUCUGCCUCUUUGAACGUGAGCUGCCUCACAGGGAUGCCCGUUGAGACACUCUUUGGCAGGUACAGUUGGAAUUACGAUGAGUUGCCACAGUUUUUUGCACUCGGCACAACGAGAACACGCGGGGAAGGCACACUGCCGUCAGCCAUGGAAGGCACAAGUGAGAGACAUUGGUCACCCUCGCCUGGAAACUCGUGCGUCGUCUGCUUACCAGUGUGAUGUGGAGAUCUUGUACGGCGGGCAGAAGUGCAGUGUCAUUCGAAGCUUCGUUGUGAAGCCCAGCUUGCAGCAUCCCAGACCCGCCAAUCGGGCUUUUGGACAGUCUCUUGCUCCUCUCGGGGCUCCACUGCAUCAUGCACUCGGCUCUUGUCGAAUGCGCCUUUUAGCCACUUCAGCCACAUCCCCCAUUAUGCCAAUUGUUUCUUUUUUUUUUACUCUUUAUUCCUCGCGAAUGUGUGUGUGCUUUCUCUCUUAUCGAAUGUGUGAAACUGUUGGCACAAAGAACUUUUCUGGCUGUGCUGGUGUCAUAAGCGUGGUGGUAUGGUGGUGUGCAAAGGACACAAGUGAUAUUCAGGUGGAUGUUAUGGGGCGUAACUGUUAACGAUUCUGGUGACCUCUCCACUAGGGUGACGGAAGUCACUAAGGGCUUUUCAGUGCUAGCAAGACGUGCAUGCUUCAUCGGAGUUAGCUGUUCAUCAGUUGUUACUGGCACGUUGUUCAGCGUGUGGCAAUUUGUGUUGCCAGAAUGCGUGCCGCUGUUGUUCAAAGAAAGUGAACAGUGCAGAACCGCAAGAGACAGGAAAAGAAGGUGCAACAAGCAUCAACUUGCAAAAAUAUUGAGAGCAGCCACUCAUUAUUUUUUUCACGCUGUACAUUUUUGAAUACACAAGUCCUGUCUUUUUCUCUUUCUAUGAGCCUUGUUUGAAGUACAUGUGCGCCUUGUGUGAUAGUGAAAUCUUCACCUGAAGAGCAUUCAGAUUCGGCAGGCUGUAUCAGCACCGAGACAUGCACAUACCUGUGCAGGUCUGCUUGCGUGGCAUUGUUGUUGUUAUUGCUAAACUGUUGCUUCUGUGAAACAACCAGCAAAAAAGCUGCACGUCUUCAACACUGAUUAUUCUAACCACAACUUCACCACAGUUUGUCAGUAUUCUCACUCUUCACCUUCUUACGCGUGCCUGUCACAUUUGUUGCGCACAGCUGGCCUUUCAUUUUCUUUCCCCACAUAAUGCUAGCGAUGAAGUGCCAUUUUAUGAAUUUUCAAUCCUAGAUUUCACAGAACCAGCACAAUCUUUCUCACGAACAGUAUUGCCCAACUUUUUUUUUCUUUUUUUAUGACGUUUAUUGCACAUAACUUUUCGAAACUGUGUUUUCUGUUUGCUUCAAUAUUUUUUUAUUUUCAAUGUUGAUUGGUCAUAACUGUCACAAACCAGACAGGUGCAAGGCACUUUGACGUACAGUGUAGUCCACUGUUAAAGGGAACGCAUGAAUCUUGGAAAUGAACUUGCCUUUGUAGAGCUUGGCUUUGAAGCAGACGGCUUGCACAAGGUGUCCCUGGUUUCUUUAUGUAGUGGAUCAGCAUUGGGAUUGUAUUCUGGCCUGAUCACUUUUGGUGAUAUCACUGAGCAGACUAGGCCGGCGGGCAGAAUGCUCAUUAUUCCAGGGAUGCCUUGCACUAGGCACUAAGUCACGCAAAUGUAAAAGCAUGCCCAAAAGUGAUUGACCGAGAACACAGCUCUUGUUUCAUCGCCACGCAUAGCUUAAAUGCGCCCAAAGUGUCCACAAACACUCUCACAUUCUAUUUAACAGAGGCCUGCACUGUACCACGUAACAAACAAUGCACCUGAAAAUGUUUUCAAAGUUUACCAGAGGGAUCUGGAAAAUGGAGACUUGUUACAAAAGCACAGCCUCAACUUAGUGCUAGCAUUCCAGCAAAAAGAAUUUUUGUUUACAUUAAAUUGGCAGUGUCUAUAUGGGCUUAUUUAAAAUAUGCUAAGGAAUUGACUCAAAUGGCAGUGGUGGCCUGCGUUUUCAUUCCAACUUUAAGUGAACAUAUUGCAUUUAACGGCACAUUGUUGUUCAGAUUGUGCAGCACGAUCUCACAUUUUGGUUUACAUUGCUCGAUAAACCCCUUGGUAUCUUUGCUUGCAUCGUUAGUCCAGAGAAAAAAUAAUAACAAUCAAGGAAGUGGGCUGCUGUGGUGAACUGGGCUGGUUGUGCUACCCACAGUCUGCACAAAUCGGGCAAACAAAUUCCAAGUGUUUGGUUGAGCAAUGCAGAACUAAAAAGGCAAUCUUGUUGAGAAAUUUCAGCAAAAGCAAAGCAGCAGUAAGCAGAAAUUCUUUGAUGUUGCUAAAAUAAAAAUACAGGUCACUGCAUUUAUUAGCUCUGACCAAGGAUUAAUUAGAAAUAUAAAUUCACUUAUAAGCAUGGCUGCAGUGGCCUUGACAGAAGCAGUUCAGGACCGAAUUUUGGUGUCAGGCUAGAGACUCCCGUCUCGCUCUUUUUCAGUUCUUGAAAUAAAUAUUUACAGCUGCAGAAAGAAAUGGCUUUGAGCAUGUACCUGCUUAAAGUACAAUGCCUGUGAUGGAUGCCCCGAUUCACAUCAGAAGUUCAGAAGCUGCUGGGUUGGCCAAGUUCUGCUUCGGUUUGCGUGUCCACUUCCUGGUUAUAUUGUCUUGCAUUGACACAACAUAUUGUUUUGAAAUUUGUACAGAAGUGUUGUUCUUUCUUUACCAGUAUUUCUUUGUUGGCACAAUCGCUUGGUUAUAAGCCCCCAUUUUGCAUGCAAGGCACUUAUCAGAAUCGCCAUUAAUCAUGCACAUGCACAUAUUGGCAUGAUCAUUAUCAUCAGUUGGGUGCGAAAGAAAUUACUGUUCAUUUUGACGAGCUGUUAUAUGCGUUCUUUGCCAGGAUCGUAACGUCGAGACACAUUCUCAGGUUUCUGCUCAGAAUCUGGGUCUAGUUUUAUACAAUUUUGUGCAGGAAAGUGCGGCUUACUUCUCGAUUUCAAUUAUGAGUAUUGAUUCUGUGCACUGUUUCACAUAUUAACAAGUGCACUUUCGUUUAUACAGGGCAGUCUUUUUAUAUUUACGUAUGGUACUGAUUUACAAGUGAUUCAUUGCCAUUUAUUUUCAAAUGAGUAUAACUUAUCAGAACAAAGGAAGUAACAGGGUUGGCUUAGUGAGGAUGCCGUAAUAGAAAGCAGGGUAGAAGAUAAAAAAUAGCUUUGAGGUAGAACUUAGUUUUGAGGAUUUAACCUAUUAUCAUUCAGUUGGUGUGCUUCAUUUCGAAUGUUCUUGUUUUAAGCAACCAUUGCUACAUCUGCUUAUUACCUAGUACGCAUAGACACAGCAUUAAGCGAAAAUUCUCUCAAAUCUUGUCAGUGUUCAUACUUGUACUGUCGACUUUACUACGGUUCAGCUCUUGCACUGAUGGCCAGUCCUUUAUGAUGCACACAUAUUAGAAACGUAUGGCCAGUUGGGCUUUGCCCCCCCCCCCCUUUCUCUUUCUUUGUCUUUUUUUCAAGUUCUGCAUAGUAAACUGUCAAGAGUUAACAAGAGGACAUCCCUUGUAUCACUCCCUCAUUUUGUUUGGCAUUUGGCAGACAAUGCUGUGCCUGUGCAUUUCACUCAGUAAACUACUGAAGCACAUCUUCAUAAAAGUUGAGCAAGUGUUUUUCUGACCAUUCACACACAUCUUGUUCGUCGUCCCGCUCUCCAUUUCAAUUGUACUUUUUUUCAGUGCAUGAUGUUCUCUUUAUUCCUGUCUGUUGUACGUCUGUAAGGUUUUUCUGUAAUCAAACUUGCAAGUAUUUUGCGCCUCUUUUGGCGCAUGCAUAACACCACGCAAAAACUGCUUCCAAAGGGAUAUCAGCAGUGGAUGUUCUACAAGUGAGCAAACGUGCGUGCUUGAAAUUGAGUGAUGCAUGUUUUUCCAAGCUUCAUCAGAAAGGCCUUGGUGUUUCCUCGUGUUCCGCCUGAACAAAACAAGCUGCUUCCGUUCAGAUGUUACAGGAUUUCGAUGAGAGCAUUGCCUCAAAAUGAUGUCGGUAUGUUGGAGAGUGAAAUGGCUAAAAUGUUCUUCAUAUGCCAGAAAUGUUAUUCAUACACCAGAGUUUACUGUUAUGCAAUCACUUUCAAGCAACGGAAACUCUCUCAUCUUUUAGUACAUUGUGUAGUAGCUGUACUAAAGAGAUGUGUAGUAGUUCCAUGAAUGUAGUUGCAUUUGUUUACAUUCGUGCAUGGCGGCCAGUCUCAAACCCUUUGAGAAGCCUGUUUGUAUGUUGAGCACAACUGACAUGCCCAACAGCUCUAUUUCACCAGCUCUGUGCACUGCAGUGGAAAUUGCAGGUUGUAUCAGCCAGCAGUGAGCAACGUCUUAUCACUAAUCAUCCAGCUUGUAACACUAGUUGAAUGGAAUAAGUACAAAUAGAUUAAUGACGCGUGAUGGCCAAGCUCCCUUUUCUCCUGACGCAAGUGGUUUCUUUUCGCUCCUGCUCACCCAUUGUGAACCAUACCCAAACAUGGUGAACAGCGCACAUGACAGAAGAGAUACAAACAGGACAGCGCAUCUGACCUGUUCUCUCUUGCACGAAGAACAACUAACCCAAGCUUUGAACUAUUAUGGGAACUGUAGCAUUCACUUUACCGCACAGAGUAGGUGAGGUAGUAUUUGCACCUACCACCUCUGUCAUUCGGGCAAAUUUAUUGUUACUUUAGGCAGGUACACUUGGUGUGGCUGUCAUUUGGAGGCCGUCUCACGAGAAAAUGACGCCUCAUCUUCUGCUGGGUGAGCUAAAAAAUGAGUGCAUUUGGUGAAACCACUUCACUUAGCCCAGCUCCCUUAAAGUGUAUAUAGUCUUGACAGUAACAGUUCUAAGAGUAACAAACCAAAGCUGCGAAGAAUGAAUAUCCUGAUAUUUUGGCACAAGUAUUAUAGUCCAACCCAACACGUUCAUUGUCUGGCAGCUUCCAUCAUCUUGUCAUUCUCCUUAUUCAAAAUGGUGUCACUGUCCAAGUGCUUUGUAUCAACACCAUUUAUGAUGUGCUUUUCAUUAUAAAAAGCAGCAUUAAUGGCCCCUUGUAAUAUACUAAUAAUCAUUUUAAUUGCUUUUUCUGCCACCCAGUCAUCACUACUAUGAAUUCUGUAAGAUAUUUUAUUUUGCCAUGUAGCAUUUGGCCAUCAGAAUGGCACUCAUUGAAGCAAAGUGCUCGAAGUGACAAGUAAUUUGUUAGUAUGACUGGAGUCAUCGCAUGACUCGUGUCUAUAAAGGAAUGGGUGAAAGGCUGGCCGCCUCUGUCUUGGUUCUUUAUUUUUUUCUAAUCAUUCAUUAAUUUUUACGCUUAACCAAUGCCAUGCUGUUUAAGCGUCCAUGACUGAAUGUUGGUUCAGAUAGCUUCUCAGUGUUGUCAAAAAUGUUGUGACUGGGAGCUAUUUUCCUUUCUGCCAGUGCCGUUUAUUCGCAUUUUACUCUUGUGUGUGUCAUUUGUAUCCCUGAAAGUGUGCUGGUAUCGAGUGUCUUGGGUAGACGAACUUGGUCGAUUGACAAAAGGGACACCUGCUGUUAAACGGUUUGUAUUGCACGACUGGGAUACGGAGAUACUUAAAUGUAUAUGUCAAAGGGAGAAAAGCUCGACUGGAAGUGCAUCUUGAAUUUGUUGCAUUUACAGUGUUACAGAAUGAAUGAUGUGUCAGCUCAUUGAUGCCAGCGCAUUGAGCACUUUCCAGGGGCUGUCAUUUGCCACCUCACAUAAUGCUUGAAAAGAAAGCUCGCAUCGUUGUCAACCUGAUUGUUGACAUUGUCGUUGAGACAUUCUGUCACUGCUCCCGAGAGUCAAUUUUUGAAGCCUUUGGAGUCACGUUUGAUGUGACGUGUGUGUGUGACGUUUGUGCAGACACAUUUCUUGCCGAACGCUUGUUUCUCAAAACCUUCCAAGUACAAAAGAAACCUCUGUUAAUGGAAUGAAGAGGUUUAAGAGAUGCUGUUUUAUCAAUAUCCCUGAUGGUCCUGGUUGUAUAACCUUCCCUCAAUCUGUUCAGGUUAAGCUCAUCAGAAGGCAGUGUUUGCAUUCAUGCAUCACCGAGGUGCUGAACAUUCCAGCAAGCAGGUCUUUGCCUCUCCAGUAUGAAUGCAAAAUGGCAGAUUAUUGGAGCGACCAAAAAUGUAACACCCUUAAGCUACACUGAAGGCUAAGCUUGCUUGGUGGAUUAUAAGUCUGUACAUACUAACACGCCAGUGUUACAUGAACGAAUGCUUAAUUUUUCACAGGUCCCCACACUGGCUCCUUCAUAGAUUUUGGCAGCAUCUGCUUGAGGGUUGUUAAUUAUUUAUUAUUAGAAUAUCUUACAUUGUAUAGAAAAUUAGAGAAAAGAAAAUAGGCACAAUAGUUAAGCGGAAACCCGCUACGUGGAGAGAAGUAUUUAAACAGAAAAUUAGACAUUCACCCAAUCGUAGCAACUGCUAUGAUUGGGUGUAUGUCUCAUUUUUCAUUUAAAAGUAAAUAGGGCACCUUUUGUGGGCUCUUCUUGCAUAAAAAGAAUCGAAACGCAUGUUUUUAAUGUGAUAUCACAAAUACAGCAGUAUGUACCCAGGAAAGUUUACCCCUGUAUUUUCUGCUAAUAAGCAAUUGUUUUAUGCAAAUAAAUGCACAGACAUAAAAAUAAAGUAAUCUACAAGUCUUGUUUGAUUCAGUACUUCAUUGUACUGUAUAAUCAAUACUAGUAUAUGGUUGCAUGCAUUUGUGUUAGCCUAACUGCAAACUGAACAGCAGUUGAUAGUGUGGUUAGCGGUCCUUUUAACUGACAGGACAAGAGUAACAUUUAAAUUCCAAAUUUCAAGUAAAUUGGUGCUACUGAUGAUACAUUUCUUUGCAUUGACUCUUAAUUAUAGCUUGGUAGUACAUUAAUUGUUAGGAACAUUACCAUGCCUGUGAAAGUGUCACCUUGAUUGAUGCUUUAUUAUUGUUUCUUUUUGAGAGAAUACUACACUUCCUUGGUUCAAGCAGAACUUCUCCUCAUAGCUCAGUUUGCACAUUUUCUGUCUCUCCUGCCGAGGAGGGGGAGGUUUGCAAGUUUGACUUCUAGCCACAUUCCGUUGCGGGUCAUGUCAAAAAUGGUCAUGUGCAGUUGUGCUCAAUAUGAGCUGCAACACGGUGUGGUUGAAAGGGCUCGAAGACUGCAUGGCGGCAUCAACAUACAAAGAAUUGGCUUAAUAAAUACCAGUAAUUGGAACAGUGUCUGGUUCUCCAAUGUUUUAAAACGUUGGUGCCACGAUGCAGUCUACAUGGAUUAUCUUUUGUCCACAUAAUGCAUUUAAAAAUGUAUCAUUUCAAGAAAAAUAUACUAGAGUUCAUAUAUACUUCCAUAUAUUUUUCAAUGUAGCUGAAUUUGAUAAAAACAUAAAUAAAAAAAACAAAGCAGUCGUGAAUUAGUCCUCAACGUUGGUGGCAAUGCGAGGUUGCACUAGUUUUCAGAUUGCUUUCUUUAUUUCGAAUGGCAGUUAUAGGUGUAAAUGAACACUCCAAUUCUGGUUGCAUGAAAUUGGUCAUGCAAAAACUCGGGACACAAGACUAUGUGCCAAACUAGCAUUCUUUGAAUUGGCAAAUCCUAGUGAACUAGGUGAAAGCAACCAACCCAAGUCAGCUGAAACCAAGCGUUGCUGAUUACACUGAAAAAAUAGAUCAGUCUCAACUCCUCCAUAUAAAGUCCUCAGUGAGUAGUCGCCAAGAGUUGCAUGCUGAAAAAAAAAUGUGAUGACUUUUUUUUAAACAUGAGCAAACAUGGUCUAAAUAAAUGUUUUCAUUUAAGCUGCUGGAACAAUUCAUCACAUCAGCAAGUGAGCACCCAUUGCCCUUGAAAUUUAUGGCUCAUUCACAGCCUUAUUUAAAAACACCUUAACGACACAUGAAGUUGCAUGGUCAUUGUAUUCAUAAAAACACAAAUGCCUUAGAUUUCAUUCCGCAGCGACAUUUACAUUAGUAGGCUAGAACAAGAGAAAGCUGAGCAAGUGGAUUCAUAGUACAAAAAGGCAGGUGCACAAAAAGCAGGAAAAAUACAUUCUUUUGUAGGUGUUUUGUACACUUCAUACCAUUAAUACUACUCACUAAAAAGAAGUCAUGUGUUGCAUAUACACAUGCACCUUAACUGAGGCAAGCCGUCUUGCAAGUAUUUUUAUUUUGUGUAACUGCAUAUGUGUGCCUUAUGUGCUUGUGAGAGGCAUAACAAGUCACAUUGAAGAGGUAUAACAAGCAGACUGUCUGUUGCAAUUUGUUGCAAUAUGAUGACGGGGCAGGUUAAUUGCUUGAAAUUUAGCUAAGUUCUUUAAAGAGGCACUAAAAAUCAACACUAAAUUAGUUUAAUCUUGAAAAGUGUUCUUUCAUGACUGUAUCUCCAUUUCUUUUUUUUUUUUUUUUCUUUUAUGGAGAAAAGUUGGUUAAUAGUAGAGAACGAGGGGGCAGUUUUACUUCUUGGGUUUCAAACCCGAACCGCUGCACCAUUAUGUUUGUGCAGGUUUGCAUGUCUCAAACAAUUUUAGCAUUUUAUGCAAGAAAGCUGCUGUUAUUAAGGAAAAGUUAUCAAAACUCAGUAGGUCGAUUCUUCAAGACCUUCAGAAUGCAGUUUAUUCCUUCUUCGUCAAUAAACUGGUAGCUAUUCACCAGCAGAUGCUUUCAGAAUUUGUAAUGUCAGGAGCAGCCAGUGUGGGAACUUCGAGUGACAUUGCCGCUCUCUUGUUCUGAGUCUUUUCUUCUGACUUUACCAAACUUUGUUCAUUUUGUGCGCUCUGGAAUCGCAGAAGUGUAUUUCACUAGUCAAGCCUAAAACUUAUUUUUAGUGUCCCUGUGAGGUGCUACAAUAGACAUGAACACAGUGGCAACCACAGGACUAAUCUCUAGUGCAAAGGCCUGAACAUACAGGACGAGACAAAGCAUUGAGACAUUCUGUUGUCACAUCUUUGCGCUGGAAAUCAAUGUACUAUGUCGAACCAAUUAGCCCAUUCUGACAGCCACAGGACAAGCACAUAACUUGCAACGGGAGCUUAUUUUUACUUUAUGUGCGUGCAGUUCUUCUGGUAUGUGUAUGUGCGUGGCAUUUUUCAGGUAAAAUUUUACUUGUGAGUGAUGUAUUUGUCCUGUUGCUCUAAUUGUGUUCUGGUCAAUUGUUGAACUAGGAGGUACGACAGAAAGAUAAUUCGAGAAAAGGCAUGCUUACUUUGGGUAGGUGCCACAAACAUAUGUCUUAUUGAGCAUUAUGUACCUCUUGAGGCUUGCACCAACAGAAGCGCAACAGGCAUAUUACGUUGAAAUACUAUUCAAGUUGAUCAGUGUACAGUGCAAUGUGGACAUGCCUGUAUGUAAAUGUAACUGACCUCUGAUGCACUCUGAACUGACUGUCAAGGGCUUUGCAUUGCUUACUGGGGAUGACAUCAUGACUGCGGUAAACAUACGUUUUAUCUGUUUCUACAAACUUGCGUUGAAUCUGACAAGUUUAUCCCCUUCUAGCAGAAGAAUUGCAAAAGAAAAAAAAAAACAGGCUUACAAGUCUGGUUAGACUUUGUAACGAAGCUAUACGAGCAUAGUCUGAUAGACCAUCUGCUAGGUAGUUGUGCUAGGUUUUCUUUUGUGUGUCGUGUGAAAUACACAGUACUGUUUAGGAGCAACGGUUUAUCGUGGCAUUUGCCUGAGAGAGUUUGAGUGUGUAUUGACAUGGCUUUCUGCAAUUGUGCCACCAUAGUACGCUUUGUAGAUGCAUGUAUGUGCAUGUUUGUGUUUGGAUAUGCCAGAGUGAGUGUGCAGGAAUGCAAGACUUUAUGCUAGUCAGGAGGUCGAUAGAUACUUGCUUUGUUCUCACGAAUCACUGCCCCUUUUCCCUCAUUGUCUUAUUUUGUGGUCAUCAAGGCAUUGUUGGCAAAGCACAGCAGUUUUUUGCACUAUGGAAAAACAGUUGCUCAAGGAAAUAAAAUACAAGGUGUUCAAAACAGA